GAGGCCUGGCUCAGGCCUUGCUCAGUCUUUCCCUUUGUCUACUGCAGCAGGUUGACUUCUUCUCCAGUUGACUGUGCAUAAGAUCUUCUUUGACGAUAUUUUGGAGCAGACAGGAAUGUUGAUCCUGAGAUUAAAGCCUCAACAAAAGAGAGCAGCAGCCGUCACAACAGAAGCUCACAUAGUUUCAGACGACAACACAGAGCCCGUCCUCUAUAUGACAACAGCACACCGCACCAAACAUCACAACCACAGAGGACGUGCACACAGACACAUCUACAGACACUCGGACGCCACAAAAUCCAAUCGCUUCAACUUCCUCUCAGACGUUUCCAGACUUUUUGUAUUUUGGUUUUAUUUGAGUUCCUGAGUUUUCAUCCAUGAUGUUUGGCAGGACUCUUCUACUGGUCUGUGUGGCCAUUUUCUUCUGUGCAGAUGCUGAGGAUAAAUCCAGACUCUACAGGAGGCCCUCCUGUGUAGGAAUGAGCGUGACCCAGGCAUGUCCUCUGAACUACUCUCCAGUGUGCGGCAGUGAUGGCGUCACCUACCCAAAUGAAUGUUCUCUUUGUGUCCAGAGAUUGGAGAAAAACGCAGACAUUUUGAUUGUCAAGGAUGGACCCUGCUGAGGAUCACAUCAUCAAGAUACUGUGUAACUGAUGACAUCAUUACAUGUAUUUUUGACUUGUUUGAAUGUAGAUGUUAGUAACCACACACAGCUAUAAUUUUAUAAUGAUGUGCUCAUAUUUCUGUAAAGUUGUUUUUCACUGAAAUUUUUUCCAAUAAAGAUUUUCCCUUUGUCUGA
Messenger RNA from Thunnus maccoyii (southern bluefin tuna), 799 nucleotides. Its product is annotated as probable pancreatic secretory proteinase inhibitor. NCBI's taxonomy places the organism in Eukaryota, Metazoa, Chordata, Actinopteri, Scombriformes, Scombridae. The transcript has 5 exons. Gene Ontology annotation, molecular function: serine-type endopeptidase inhibitor activity; protein binding. Bases 378 to 623 code for a protein of 81 amino acids. The record is from RefSeq and is a predicted model, not a curated record.